AGAUGAGAAGCCUAAAGCCAGUGUCAAACUGAGACCGAAGGGUUCACAGUCGCCAAACUCCUUCCUGGAUGAGGGCAGACGGCGCUUCACCAUCGCAGACUAUGACAACAAAAUCAGAGUCUGCCCCCCUCCUGAACCCAACCUCCACCCAGCCCAACCAGCCCCAGUAGCCCGCCUGAGACAACGGACAUCCACACGGGGUAAACCACGGCCCCUGUCCAUGCCUGUAGACUCGUGUUUGGGCAUGUCUGAUUCGUCUUCCAGACCCUGGCCCCAAGGGAGAAAAGGAGAGGACAUCCUGCACAGAUACCUGAGUAACGAGCGCAUCACCACCAUCUCUGAGGAGGCCUCGUUCUUCCCCCUACCCUACAGACCCCUGGAGGGGCGAUCUGGCCAGCUGGUCCGUGGCGUCGACCACAUCCGGGGCUCCCAGUGCUUCAUCAAUGCUGACCUGCACAACAGCGCCACCAUCCCUUACCAGGAGGCAUUGUGGAAAAAGGCCCCAGCUACGACUCUGACCCCUAGUGCUGCUGCUACUCCCAAACCCCCUCCGUCUGAACCCUCUUCCAUCCUGGGGGGCUGGCUAGCCCGCCUCAGGCUGUUGAGUCAUUGACGAGUGCCUCGACCUUGUGGACAGUGGAACGUUUGUCGCCCCCACUGCCUUUACCUUUCUAUAAUCGAACAGUGGUAUGGUUUCUCCACUCAGUAUUCUGACUAACACGUACCAUUCCUGGAACGUUCUGUUGGAACUUGGAACACUAAAACAGCCUUUGGAAGCUUUGCUUCAUUUCAACGCCACAUAGCCUAGGGGUAGACCAUUUGGUUGGAUCUCACUACAUUUCAACUCCACAUAGCCUAGGGGUAGACCAUUUGGUUUGGAUCUCACUACAUUUCAACGCCACAUAGCCUAGGGUAGACCAUUUGGUUGGAUCUCCACUCAUUUCACGCCACAUAGCCUAGGGGUAGACCAUUUGGUUGGAUCUCACUACAUUUCACUCACCAUAGCCUAGGGGUAGACCAUUUGGUUGGAUCUCACUACAUUUCAACGCCACAUAGCCUAGGGGUAGACCAUUUGGUUGGAUCUCCUCGCUACAUUUCAACUCCUUGGCGUGACAGACUUGGUUUAGAUUCAAAUAUGCUGACAGAUUCAGAAUGUUUCGUGGAGGAGUUGGAGAAAAUUACAAGAAAGUUUCUGUUUCUGCUCAUUGUCCUAAUCAAGAGAAGGACUGUCAUUCAGGUUUGGGAACGUUAGCCUUGCUUCUGUAGGUGAACUGUCAUACGUGUAAAUUGUUAGAUUAUUUAGUUUGUGUCUGUACAGAUUUCUUGUACAUGUGUUUAAAAUCAUUUUAAGAAGUUGAUUUGAUUUUUGUACGAUUUAUUUUGUAUUUCAUUCCAUGAGUUGAUAUAUAGAUAUAAUUAAAGCCUAUCAUUUUAUUUGA
Molecule: messenger RNA, 1439 nt
Organism: Salvelinus sp. IW2-2015
Lineage: Eukaryota; Metazoa; Chordata; Actinopteri; Salmoniformes; Salmonidae
Product: connector enhancer of kinase suppressor of ras 3
Biological process (GO): regulation of signal transduction
Cellular component (GO): cytoplasm; membrane
Source: RefSeq, a predicted model, not a curated record